Messenger RNA from Dendroctonus ponderosae (mountain pine beetle), 644 nucleotides. It is a transcript of the gene Ccdc58, whose product is annotated as protein MIX23. Gene Ontology annotation, cellular component: mitochondrion; mitochondrial intermembrane space. The coding region runs from base 149 to 562 and encodes 137 amino acids. The transcript is spliced from 3 exons. The record is from RefSeq and is a predicted model, not a curated record. Lineage: Eukaryota; Metazoa; Arthropoda; Insecta; Coleoptera; Curculionidae.
AUUCGAGCAUCCGCAUGAGACGACGAAGAACGAACUUUAAACCCGCAUGCGGAUGUGUUUCUAGGUUAGGUAGAAGCCAAAAAGUAAAAUAAGCUUAAAAUUUAAUUGAAAGUAUUUCCUAUGGAAUAACUGUUGCUCUGAAAAGAGAAUGCCAGGAGCUAUUAUGGAAUGUCCGGAUUUUGGUGAAUUUCAGGAUGCCCUUAAACUUAUGCGUAAAACUGACGAUAUUAUAGUGAACACUAUAAACUCGGCGAUUCCAACAAAUUCAUUCCAUGCCGAUGAAACUAACGCCUGUAAAAGCGUCUAUGAGCAAAUUCAGCAGGGGCAUGAGAGAAGGGAGAAUUACAUAAAAAACUGCAUUUCUGUAACUUCAGGAAAUGUACAAAGGUUGAAGAAUGAAAGAGAAACUAAGUCUGAUAUUCAGCCAUUGUCCAAGCAGUUAAGGGCUGAACAAACGAAGCUGAGAAUGUUGCAAGUAGAACUAUCAGUAGAGGAUCUUAUUAAGGAGAGAUCGAUGAAGGUUUUCAACGAGAGAUGCCGCAAGUUCUUCCGACCAUUAUGAUAUUUUACCGCUACCAGUUUUGUAUAGUAGAAAAGCCCCCUUUAUAAUCUUUUUACAGUAGCUAAUUAACUUGUCUCAAUUG